Cavia porcellus (domestic guinea pig) is the source of this 5010-nucleotide messenger RNA. RefSeq names its product endogenous retrovirus group K member 113 Gag polyprotein-like. The record is from RefSeq and is a predicted model, not a curated record. The transcript is spliced from 4 exons. NCBI's taxonomy places the organism in Eukaryota, Metazoa, Chordata, Mammalia, Rodentia, Caviidae. The coding region runs from base 3397 to 4557 and encodes 386 amino acids. Gene Ontology annotation, biological process: viral process. Gene Ontology annotation, molecular function: structural molecule activity.
CCCGCCUUGCUUUUUAGAAACUGUGUCAUCAGCAGUUAUUUAAAACACUCCUCAGCAGGGAUUGUGGGUUUUUCUAUUUUCCUUUUAUUGUUAUUACUUUAUAACAUACUUGGUUUUUGAAAGAGUUUUUGGCGCGAUUAAAGAGGAAAAUAUAAAGUAAAAAAGUAGCCUUUAUUCCAAGGACAUAGAAAGGAGUCUGUGACCAUGGAUGGCCUGGGUCCCUCUGCCCAGAACGUAGGGUAUGGGAUACACAUAUAACCUCUGACGGGUUUGGUGCUCAGGGAGGGCGUUGAUGACGCACGAGGAGAUGAUUGGAACUUUUUCACAGGCACUGGGAAAGAAAAAAGGAUUGUGAUAGGGGAAGAAGGAAGUGACCUCAGGGUAAACAUCCCUUGAUCCCGUCUCCCACCACUGUAACAUGGUGUAGCUUAUUCUAGGGCAAAACUCUUUCAGUUUUGAUGUGUGUGAUAUACACAGAUGAUCAUGUGCACCCCUGCUGUUAGCUUCCUUUACACCCCUCAACUCCUUGUUACCUUCUAAUAUGAGUCUCCCUUUGACUUUCAUGUCAUCUUUUUCAGAUUCCACAUGCUAGGUGAAUGUAUUUGUGUCUCUGAGUGGUUUGUUUCAUGCAAUACAACAAUUUCCAGUUCUAGUCAUUUUUUCUGCAAAUAACAAAAUUUUAUUGUUCUUUAUAAAAGACUGAUACUCAAGUGUGCAUACGGAUCACAUCUGGAAAAUGCACCUAUCUGUUUAUGGGCACCGAGGCUGCUUCCACAUCUUGGCUAUUGUGAGCUGCACUGCCACAAGCGUCGGUAUACAGGUCUUGUCUCCUCCACUCUCUGACUCCUGGGUUCAUACCAAGGAGUGGAAAGGACGGGUCAACCCGUAGCUCCAUUUUACGUUUCUUGAGAACCUUCACACUGAUUUCCACAGGGGUUGCGCUGAUUUGCAUGACCGCCUGGAGCACAGAAGCUUUCCUUUCCCCCACAUCCUUGUCAACACUGAUGGUUUUUUGCAUCCUUAUGACAGCCAUUCUGAUUGCAGUGGAAUCUCAGUGUAGUUUUGGUUUUGCAUUUGCCUGACCAUUAAUACUCUUUAACUUUUUAAAAUAUAAUUAUUGACCAUUUGUACUUCUUUUGAGAAAUGUCUGUUCAAUCCAUUUGCCCAUUUAUUGACUGGGUUAUUUCAUUUUUUGGUGUUAGGUUUUUCGAGUUCUUUUUAGAUGUGAAUCCUCUGUGAGAAGAGUAGCUGAUAAAGAUUGUCUCCCAUUCUGAAGGCUGUCGCUUCACUCUGCUUUGCUGGCACAAACUUUUUAGUUCAAUGCAGACCGUUUGUUGAUUUUUCCUAUUCCUUGUUGUGCUUCUAAAGUCUUAUUUGGGAAGUCUUUGCCUGAGCUAUGGUUUCGAGUGUUUCCCCUAUGUUUUCUUUUAGCAGUUUCAAAGUUCAGGUCUUGUACCUUGAUUUUUGAUCAAUUUUGAAUGAUUUUUGUACCAGAUGAGAGAUAGGGUACUAUUUUCAAUUUUCUCCAGGUGUAUAUCCAGUUUUUCCAGCAUAGUUUGUUAAGGAGACUGUCUUUUCUCCAACAUAUACUUUUGGCUUCUGUUAUAGGUUAGGUUUACAAUAUUCUCUAGAGCUCUCACGUUCAGAGGCCAGGGUUCUGGAAUGUGAUUGGAUCAUGGUGGUGCUGUAUUCAUCCACCGAUGCUGAAAGUGACAUCAGAAGGUGGCCCCUGGUUAAAGGACGUGAGUCACCAAGGGUACUACCCAGAGGAGGUUAUUCCUGUUUCUGGCUGCUUCCUUCUUUAUUGCUUCCUGGCUGUCAUGGAGUGAGUGGCAUUCUCUCACCUGGGCUCUCUGUCUUGCAUUUUCUGACUUGGAACCAAUCAAUCUGGACUGAGAGCCAGAGUAAAUUCUGCUUUUUAAAGUUGCAGGUGUUGGAUAUAUUGCUCCAAUGACAGAAAAGUGAUUAACACAGAAAAUGAUGGCAGAGCGAUCCUAUUGAGCAGGAGAAGCAGAGCGAACGGGUUUGUGUGCAAGUUUGCCCUUGUGUGGUGUCAGUCUGGGAUGAGAGACACCAGCUCAGGGCAGGAAAUGUCAUCCAUCCCAUGUGAAGGAAGCCAGCUCCAGCCCACGCCAUGGACCAUCUUGCGGUGUGGUUCACAUCUUCCCCAGAAUGUGUUCAGGCUUUUCGCGUGACUCCCAGGGUCCACUGAAGGAUUUACCAGGGCGAGGGAGUGGUGUGUUUCUCUGGCAUCUCAUUUCCAACUGGCAUUCCUGCUGCAAGCAAAGCCAUAACCAACAAAAAUUCCAAAAGCUGCUUUAGGAGAGAAGGCACACAAAUCUCUUCAUUUAAUCAUAUUUUAAAAAGUUCUCAGUCUCCUUUAUUCUGGCUCCGGAGAACGUUCUGGAAAGGCUCCAUUCUGUAAAUGGACUUCAUUUGAAAUAACUGACUGGAAGAUAUCUUUCCCAUUACAAAACUUCAUGAUGGUAUUUUCUAAAAUCUCAGUCAUUUCCACGAGCAGUUAAAUAAACAAAUACGAGAAAAAAUGCUUAAUGCAUUUUGUUUGUUUUUUUUUAAUCUUAAACUGGCUUUUUUAUUAUAGAAACAAUAGAGGCCAAUAUCUUGGCCAUUCUGUGCAAAUUUUCUAAGGCACAGGUGUGGAUUUGUGUCCGACAGAAGAGGUACACAGGGGGCUGGUUUCUCUGUCACACGGCCUUGUUGGGAGCCACCACAUUGCCGAGCCGCCGCAUAUAGUGAUCAUGCGGCCUGUGGUAAAGAGCAAAGCCUGAGUUAGAUUACCCCUCCCAUCGAGCACGUUAGUUUCCUGCUUACCGCGUAAACAACCCGCUCAAUAAUAUGUUAGCCAAUCAGCUUGCCUUGCUUACUUUAAUAUGAUUGGACACUGUAUCCGUAUAUAUACUGGUGCCACCCCUGGGGGGAAGUAGAAGCCCCGAAGGAGCUGCGGAGAGCGGACCGGUAGAGGCUUCGGAGCGAAGCCCGGAAGGAGCCGCGGAGAGCGGACCGGUAGAGGCUUCGGAGCGAAGCACGGAAGGAGCCGCGGGGAGCGGACCAGAGGAGGCUUCGGCUGGGAGCGAUCCCAGGGCAGGCUGUACGGAGAGAAAAUAAAAGAAAAGGUUGUCCACUGCCAGACUUUGUCGUGUGUCCUUCCUGCCGGCCGGGAGCGACAUCGACAUUUGGUGGCCCGUACGGGGAACAACUGAUCACCCCCGAGACGUGGUAGUGGACAACGUUCCUUGAUACAGCACUGCGAGACAGGUGAGUAGGGGAUAAACCUGGGCCCUGGGUGGCGCGCACCUACAGGGUUUUUAGACUCCCCUCAGGCUCACGCGUAAGUGGCGGAUUUUUGGGCCUCACGUGGUGAGUAACAUAUUAAAUAUGGGUAACGUACCGAGUAACGACACCCAGCCCUUGGUACAGGUCCUCCGGAAGCUCUUAAAGUCCAGAGACCUCAAGGUGGGACGCAAAACGCUGGAGAGCUUUUUUGAGGAGAUUGAUAGUUUCGCUCCCUGGUUCUUGCCCACAGGGCACUUAAACCUGCCCUCGUGGGAGAAGUUGGGCAGGGAUCUUUCUCUAGCGGAAAGGGAGGGCGGGGCUUCGGUCUUCGCUCGGCCACUGUGGGAAAUGAUAUAUGCAUGCUUGAAGAGCGAGGGUGGUUGCAGGGAAGGUUCUCAAGAGCUCAUUAAAGUGCGUAGGGCAUUCAAACAGGCCCAGUCAGGGAGCUCCCGGGAGGGGUCCGUCAAAGGAGACAAAGAUAUAAAGGAGGAAGACGGGGCUCAGGCCUCGGAGUCGUCUGACUCCGAGAACGAGGAAGGCUUAGACAACGAUGAGACCAAGGAGCCUAGAUGCCAAGAGGAUAGGCCGCUCGAUAAGGAGUCGCAGGGUUCUUUCCCAGCGUUGCGCCGCGAAUUGCGCUCCGCUCAACUUGGUCUGCGGAGGAGUAGAGAGCUCCUGAGCGCCCCCUGGCGCGAGAGGGAGGCGAAGCCUUCCGCCCCACCUUGGGAGCUGUUCCCGGAAGCGAUCCCUCGCCACGAGGCGGCCGCGUGGGAGCUCCCUCCCCUUUCGCCAGAACAGAAAGUGAUGCACGGGCCCCCAUUUUCCGCCCAAUCACGGCCGCCGUCUUAUGCUCCGCCGCCGGCGGGUCGGUAUUUUUACAGGCGGCUUUGGCAGGGGGGACGUUUGUCUCAUGAGGUACAUCCACCACCUGGGAUAGAUAGUGGCCCCUACGGGAUAUUUCCUGUACAAGUAGCUGUGGGCCAGGGACGUAAUGCAUGGGAGCCUUUUGAGAUAAAGCAGAUUAGAAAACUUAAAAAUGCAGUUACAACCUUUGGGCCGACUGCGCCUUACACCAUUGCCAUGCUGGAGAACCUGUCUUCUGGGCCCCUCACCCCCGCGGACUGGAUUCAGCUGGCAAAGGUGUGUCUGCCCUCGGGUAGUUACCUGGAUUGGCGAGCCUGGUACACAGAGUUCUCUGCCGAGCAGGCUGAAAAAAACGCCGGUCGAGGAAAUGGGAGCUGGGGAUUUAGCUUAGCGGCAUAAGCGCCUGCCUUGUAAGCAGGCAAUCGCCAGUUCGAUCCCUGGUACCAAUAAAAAAAAAAAAAAAAAACAAAACAAAAAAGAUAAAAAUAAAAAAUAAAAAAUAAAAAACAAAAAGGGGGAGUAGGCCAAGGCCUGGCCCCAAAGGCACGAUUAUCCAUGGCACUAUUCACACACAAUUUUUUAAAUUUAAAUAAUGAUAAUUGCUCCCCAGCUGUGGAGCACUGCAACCCUUCCCCCAACCAUAAAGGGUGGGUGAAGUGGAAAGAUGUCCUGACAGGACAAUGGAUGGGCCCGGAUCCGGUAAUCAGCUGGAACCGAGGCGCGGUUUGUGUUUUUCUGCAGGAAUCGGGACGAGAACCACUGUGGGUACCGGAGAGACUGACACGGGCGACAAAGCCCUCGACUGAAGACCAGACCUGCCCUACCGGAGAUCCAUCACAGACCAACCAACAA